This is a messenger RNA of Aaosphaeria arxii CBS 175.79, 3585 nucleotides long. Its product is annotated as kinesin family protein-like protein. The record is from RefSeq and is a predicted model, not a curated record. The coding region runs from base 1 to 3585 and encodes 1194 amino acids. Lineage: Eukaryota; Fungi; Ascomycota; Dothideomycetes; Pleosporales. Gene Ontology annotation, biological process: mitotic spindle assembly; microtubule-based movement. The transcript has 3 exons. Gene Ontology annotation, cellular component: spindle microtubule; nucleus. Gene Ontology annotation, molecular function: microtubule binding; ATP binding; plus-end-directed microtubule motor activity.
AUGUCUGGUCUGCCGCGUCCUGGAGCUCUUCCAAGUAAAAGGAUGCCUUCUUCCCGACCAGGCUCUAUGCGUCCUCCCCCCAACCCAAUGCGCGGACGAUCUGCUACGCCAUCGCAAAGCGGUCGCACUUCUCCGACCGGAUCAGUUGUCUCCGUUCGAACAGACGGCGGUGUCAAAAGAAAACAGCGCGACUUCGAACAUGGCGAUCAGGAAACUAACAUCAAUGUGGUCGUCAGAUGUCGCGGCCGCAACGAUCGAGAAGUACGGGAGAACAGCGGUGUCGUAGUUCGAACGGAUGGGAUCAAAGGGAAAACAGUCGAUCUCUCGAUGGGACCAAGCGCGCUGAGCAACAAGACAUAUCAGUUUGACAAGGUGUUUUCGUCGUCGGCGGAUCAAACCAUGGUUUUUGAAGAGGUCGUGGUUCCAAUCAUGGAUGAGGUCAUGAGUGGCUUCAACUGUACCAUAUUUGCAUACGGCCAAACUGGCACGGGAAAAACGUACACCAUGUCCGGCGACAUCUCCGAUAUGCUCCCCCUUCCAGACGAUGCUGGUAUCGUCCCUCGCGUUCUCUACUCCCUGUUCGAUCGGCUGGAGGCAGAAGAGUGCGAAAACUCUGUGAAAUGCUCCUUCAUUGAACUUUACAAUGAAGAGUUGCGAGACUUGAUAUCCGCGGAUGACAGCGUCAAACUCAAGAUUUUCGAUGACAAUAACAGAAAGGGUGGCAGCUCGACGAUGGUGCAGGGAAUGGAAGAGUGCCAUCUCAGGACCGCGUCACAAGGCAUCCAGCUCCUUCGACAAGGAAGCCAUAAGCGCCAAGUUGCUGCGACCAAGUGCAAUGACCUCAGCUCCCGAAGUCAUACUGUCUUUACAAUCACCGUGUUCAUGAAACGCCAGGGUGACGAUGGACAGGAAUACAUGAGUGCAGGAAAAUUAAACCUGGUGGAUUUGGCAGGUAGCGAAAACAUCCAGCGAAGUGGAGCCGAGAACAAGCGGGCCGCAGAAGCCGGUCUCAUCAACAAGAGCUUGUUGACCCUUGGGCGAGUCAUCAAUGCCCUCGUUGAAAAGAGCGCCCACGUACCAUAUCGGGAAUCAAAAUUGACUCGACUUCUUCAGGACUCCUUAGGCGGUCAGACAAAGACAUGUAUUAUCGCCACUCUAUCGCCAGCCAAGAGCAAUCUUGAAGAGACAAUAUCGACGCUCGACUAUGCUUUCCGCGCAAAGAACAUUCGCAACAAACCCCAAGUCAACCAAGCAAUCUCGAAGAAAACUCUCUUAAGGGAGUUUACCGUAGAGAUCGAGAAAUUGAAGAGUGAGCUUAUUGCUACAAGGCAACGGAAUGGUGUUUAUCUCACGCAAGAUGCAUACGAGGAAUUCAAAACCGAGAGCGAGUCGUUGAAGAUAUUGAGUGACGAGCAGCGGGAAAAGCUAGAGACCAUGGAGAUCAAUCUCCGCAACAAGGUCCAGGAUCUCUAUACUCUGACGAACAAUUUCAACAGCCUCAAAAAAGACAAUGAGCAGGUCAAGCUCACCUUGGAAGGCACCAAAGGUAUUCUCGAAAAGACCGAGGUCGUGCUAGAGCACACUCGGCAAAAUCUCACCGAGGAAACAACACUACGAAAGGCACACCAGAAGACCGAAGCAGAACUUGCCCAAGUGGGACAGGACAUGAUUUCGACUCUUUCGAAGACAACCUCUGAUAUCGACGGGUUGCGCUCCAAGAUUCGAAGAAAAUCUGACAUCCAAUCACAAAACAGGCAGAAUUGGGCGUCCUCCAGGACACACGUCAUCGACACGACACGCCUGGUUGAAGACCGAAUAGAACAACUGUAUCAUCAGCAGCAGCACUUGAUGAGCGGUCUCGCAGCCACGAUGCAGAGAUUUGUCAAGGACGAGCUGGAUCAGCUUGGCUCGUCUCAGUCCUUUUUGGGGGAGAAGUUGGAGUUGUUUGACACGUCUGAGAAGGAGGUUAACGAACAAACUGCCAGAGCCCGAGACGACAUGAACCAGGUCCUAGGCGAAAUCAUAAAUCUGAGGGAGGAUGUGAAGCUGAAUGUUGGAGAGGGCCUGAAUGAGUUGUCUGCCGCUGCCGAGAAGAUAUCUGCCAGCAUCAUUACAGAACUAGACGCUUUCCAUACCCAACUUCAUUCAUCGUACGCUGCGCUCGGAAGGGAUUUCAAGAAUACAUUCGAUGAGCUCACCAAAGGUUUAAACGAACAGCAGGUGGAGAAUGACCGGUUGCACCAACAUAUGAAAGAAGCAAAUGCAGCGUUGAUCGAAUCGAAUAAGUUGACUAGGCAUCGCCUGGUGGAGCUGGUGGAUGACGAAAAACAAAAGGCGGCCGAAGAGCGGCAGCAAUUGCUAUCUCAGAUCACGUCGCUGCUCAGCAGUACUGCGGAUGCACAAGAGAAAAGGUUGACCGACCGCGUUUCCCGCCUCAGGGAGGACCUGGAGAUGGCGGACAUGGCGUACGAAUCUGAACAGAUGACUUACAACGAGGGCAUGUCGGCGUGGACAUCGAAGUCCAAGGAGAUUCUAGUCGGGGUUACCAGGUCAAGGGAUGCCGUCAAAACAAAACUUAAAGCGGACUUUGCUGCAGCAACGGAGCACUCAACGUCCAUCAAGGAGACGACAACGUCUGUGCAUGCUAGCACCAUUAAGACCGUUGAGGCGCAAAUGGCACACAUGGACACCCAGCUUCAUUCGCUCGACGAUAUCGUAACUCGGACUCGCGCUCAGAACGAUAGCCACCACAAAGCCCACACCACGUCUCUCGGCGCACUAUCGUCCACGGUUCUAUCAUCGUACUCUAGCAUAGGCGAUCAUCUGUCUGCUUCGUUCGCCCGGGUGCAAACCCUUGAGUCUGAAGUGCUGGCACAGGCAACGGCACUUCAAGAAACAUUGCCCAGCCUUGCCGAGGCAGCAACGAUCAGGGCGCCUUUGGAAGAGCUCCGCAACGAGAUUUUCAACAGGAAACUCGUCGAGUAUAAUCCAACGGGUGAGACCCCCCAGAGAGUCAACUACUUGGUUCCCACGGACCUACCACGCACCGAAUCUCAUGAGACUUUGCUAUCUCGUCUACGCGAUCGGCCUGCAUCGUCCGAUUCAACUUCUAGCCCCACGAAAUGCCUGGUCUUCAACGACGCCACCAACUCGACCUCUCCGCCAGACGACCUCUUCUCACUACCUUUGGCCAAACCUACCUUUUCCCGCUCGGUGAUGCCAACCCAUGAAGGUACAGGCAUGCCCAGCGUGCCUCCGCCGUCGCUGCGCGAGUUAGACAUUAACAUUGUUCCACAGGCUGCAAAUCAGGACGCAGCCUCAUCUUGCCAACCUGUGUCCCCGUCAGCAGUACACUCAUCAAGCAACUGUUCCGAGUUACCACCCAUGAAGAAGCACAACCGCGGCAACGGAGGUGGCGCUGAUGGGGAGAGUAAAUUGCCUAUGAAGAAGAUGGCGCGGAAGACGGUGGCCGGUUUGGGGGAUGGGAAGGGAGAUCGUGAGAACCUAUCGAUCACGAGUUUCUCGAGCAGCAUAGGGCCUGGCACGAUGGGCGGCAGGCGGUUAAGAAGUCACGGAAGUACCUGA